AUGACGACUGGAGGUGCUACUGGUAACCUCACUGGGGAGGGAACUUUGUCUGCUCUCUGGUCACCCUCGUCCUGCUCUCCUGUUCACUUGACGUCGAAACUUCCACACAAUGAAACCCUGAAGCUCCCGUACAACUCCCGUACCUCAAACUUCCUGUCUGGCGACAUCAAAACACGGUUCCGCGAGCAGAGCCUCAUGGACUCGUUCGAGUCUAAGGAUCUUGAGGGUUUAGUCAAAGCAAGGAUAAAUUUGUCCACAUCAAGUGACAAUUGGCAGAGACGCUGCCUUUGUGCUGCAUGCACCAAGCGUGCAGACCGCAGGGUGCCCUCGCUGGAACCCUUGAUCAAGGUGAAUCCCAAGAUCAACCGGCUGUGCACGACCGGGAAGAAAUGUUUGCCUGCGCUUGGCACAAUUACGGCCAAGACGCCGCGGUAG
This is a messenger RNA of Coprinopsis cinerea okayama7#130, 435 nucleotides long. RefSeq lists its product as hypothetical. The transcript has 2 exons. The record is from RefSeq and is a predicted model, not a curated record. The coding region runs from base 1 to 435 and encodes 144 amino acids. Lineage: Eukaryota; Fungi; Basidiomycota; Agaricomycetes; Agaricales; Psathyrellaceae.